Messenger RNA from Staurois parvus, 319 nucleotides. The record is from the annotation of a GenBank genome assembly. NCBI's taxonomy places the organism in Eukaryota, Metazoa, Chordata, Amphibia, Anura, Ranidae.
UGCCACCUGUCAGUGCCCAUCAAUGCCAGCUGUCAGUGUCAGUGCCCCCAUCAGUGCCUCAUCAAUGCCACAUAUCAGUGCCUACUGUGGCACUGCCUUUCAGUGUCACCUAUCAAUGCCAGUCAGUGCCACCUAUCAGUGCUGCCAAUCAUUGCCACCUAUCAGUGCCAGUCAGUGCCAGUUAUCAGUGCCAGUCAGUGCUGCCUAUCAGUGCCUGUCAGUGCUGUGCCUAUCAGUGCCGCCUAACAGUGCCAGUCAUCAGUGCCACCUAUCAGUGCCAUAUAUGAGUGCUGCCUUUCAGUGCCCAUCACUGAUGCCU